This is a messenger RNA of Xyrauchen texanus (razorback sucker), 2400 nucleotides long. Its product is annotated as neuronal pentraxin-1-like. The transcript is spliced from 5 exons. The record is from RefSeq and is a predicted model, not a curated record. The coding region runs from base 52 to 1347 and encodes 431 amino acids. NCBI's taxonomy places the organism in Eukaryota, Metazoa, Chordata, Actinopteri, Cypriniformes, Catostomidae.
AGAGAGUGGUGCUGAAAUCACAGCGGAGACUUCAGCACGUAAAAACGCGCCAUGAAGGCCGGAGCUAGAGGAAUGCAUUGGAAACUUUUUAUACUUUCUUGUCUUUUAGCGGACGGGAUGAGCCAGGACUUUGGACAGACCCAGUUUAUUUGCACGUCCGUGCCCAAGGAUAUGGACAUAUGCACUGCCACACUGCAGAACAGCGUUCCCGGGGAGGAUCUGAAGAACACGGUCAUGCAGCUGAGAGAGACCGUGCUGCAACAGAAGGAGACAAUCAUGAGCCAAAAGGAAACGAUCAGGGAACUGACUUCCAAGUUGACGCGAUGUGAGAGUCAGAGUGCGUCCGAGCCCGGAGACGCGCGGGCCGGUGGACGGCGGAAAGAAACGGGCACUAAGAACACAAUGGGAGAUGUAUCGAGAGGUCCGACGGAUACACUGGCUCAACUCUCACAGACUUUACAGUCGCUCAAGCAGAGACUCGAAAACCUGGAGCAAUUUAGCCGGAAUAACAACUCCGUCCAGGCGAACAGCUUGAAAGAUCUUCUGCAGAGCAAAAUUGACGACCUUGAGAAGCAGGUCCUAUCCCGUGUGAACGGAUUGGAAGAAGGGAAGCCCGGGGUGCGCAACGAGAGCGAGCAGCGCGGGCGCGUCGAGUCCACUCUCACCUCACUGCACGAGAGAAUCACUGAUCUCGAGAAAGGUCAAAAGGAAAACAGACCACUGGAUAAAUUUCAGCUGACGUUCCCACUACGGACCAACUACAUGUAUGCUAAAGUCAAGAAGAGUCUUCCAGAGAUGUACGCCUUCACUGUGUGCAUGUGGCUUAAAUCUAAUGCCUCUCCAGGAGUGGGGACGCCUUUCUCUUAUGCAGUACCUGGUCAGGCCAAUGAGUUGGUUCUCAUUGAGUGGGGGAACAACCCGAUGGAACUGCUCAUAAAUGACAAGGUUGCUAAGCUGCCUUUCCUCAUCAAUGAUGGAAAAUGGCAUCACAUCUGUGUGACGUGGACUACACGAGAUGGAGUGUGGGAAGCUUACCAGGAUGGUGUGAUGAGGGGGAAUGGGGACAGUCUGGCUCCUUAUCAUCCAAUCAAACCACAAGGGGUCCUGAUUCUGGGACAAGAGCAGGACACUCUCGGUGGAGGGUUUGAUGCUACUCAAGCGUUUGUUGGUGACAUGGCAAAUUUCAACAUCUGGGAUCGAAAGCUCUCCGUUGGAGAGAUUUACAACUUGGCCACAUGCAGCAGCAAAGCUCAAGUAGGUAACGUCUUCUCUUGGCUGGAAACCAGCAUUGAAAUCUACGGAGGGGCUUCAAAGUGGACAUUUGAGGCUUGUCGCCAACUGAACUAAAGAGCACAGAAAUCUCUCAAAGCCAAUGAGAGAUGUGAGUUACCAGGUCUCGCUUACCAAAAUCGUUCAUUCAAGAACAUUUACAAAAAACAUGGGCAUGAAUAUCAUCUGAAAUUCUUGAGAUAUUUCAAUAAUUAUUGUCUCUAAACACAAUCAGGACUGAGAACAAUCAGUUUUAUCUUCAUUUAUGACUGGAUCUUCAAGGCAAAAUCUUGGGUUGGUGAUAACUGAAGACACUUGUUGUUUUUGCUCUCCUGUGGUCAUCUGGGCAAGCAAUGCCUUACUGGAAAACUACUUAAACACGAUAUGGCACAGACUUCCAUCUUUACAUCCUGGAUCAUUUGACCCCUCCUCCCUUCGUACAGGAAGCCAUGUAGACCAACAGUAGAUUUCCGAAAAGCAAUUACAGUAGGCUACUAUUUCCCAUCAGGAUUAUUAGAUAGAAUUACCCACUGCCUGGGAUACUCACUGUGAAAUAAGGAUGUAGAAUGUAAAACACACAAAGAUGAGUACAAAUAAUGUUUUUCUUUUUUUCUUGUGGUUUUGUUCUGUCUUAUCACCUCCUGCUUGAAGCAUUUUUAUUCAUUCGUUUCGUUGGUGUGCGUGUGUGUUUGUGUGUGUGGGUUUGUACAAAAUAACGUAAUCAUUGCCAACAUAUUUCAAGCCUGGGUGCCUUGGGCUCUUUAAAAAUAUCAAAACUCGACACAUUUGUCUUCAUUUGCAAUGUACUUCUAUUAAUCUAUUUCUCUCCUUGUGUAACUACUGAUUUGAACGUUUUAUUGAUUACACUUGUUCACAAUUCAGUUGGGCAGCAAGAAGUAUUUCAAAGGAAGUUGUUUAAAUCAUGGCGUGUCCAGCGGGUGUUUGUAUUUUUCAAGGAAUGUUACUUGUAUAGAAAACAAACAGCAUGACCAACUAAAUGCUGCAACAGCAUUAAUGAAAAUCUGCUUUUAUUAGCUCUUUUUGGGUUGAGAUUUUAUACUGUAUUGUUAUAUGCUAAAAGCAUGGCAGCACUGAAAGAAGAAAAAGGUCUAAUUUUUGUAAUAAAAUUGU